AUGGACUACUCCUCUGAUUCUUUUGGUCUUCGUGUCUGCAUUGAUGGCCUAGGUUACCUCAAGAUACUUGCUCCACCCGAGAAGAUACUCCGCUGGAUAGAAGGAAAAUUGAAUCUCCUCGGACGACUCCCACAUUAUGUCUCAAUCGACCAAAAGACUUAUGGACGCUAUGGUGUUUUACCAACCGCGAACGCUCCAGCAGGCUCAUCGCCGAACGGCGGCGUCCGUCCAACGUACUUAGUCAUGGGGCUAUUGACCUCCAAAUUACUCUCAAUCGUUGCUCUCGCCCUAACGACCCUAGCCACCAAUGAAGCCGAUUUUGAAGACUUCAUUCCACCCAAUGAACUCCAGAAUGAAGAACAGCUUCCUCACACACUAUCUAACAUAACCGCCCUCCUCCCCCGCGCCGUCGGCCUUGUCAAAGGCGACGACAAAAAAAUAUACGGCGGUAAAGUCGGCACCGCAAUUGAUGGUCUCAAAGUCUUUGUAUAUGCCCAGCCUGGCUGCACAGACGAGAAACAAGAGAUCGACGCGAACGUUUACUCUCAAAAUGUGGCUCCCGAGUUCAAAGGCCAAGGCAAUGCUAUCCACUCCUUCUCGCUCUCUCGCGAAUUGAACCCGGGCGAAGUUAUUGAUUUUAGUUCAAAAGGGCCAGCGAAGGUAAAUAUGAGUCCACCUCCUGAUCAAAAGGCUCCUGCGCCGCCACCACCGAAGCAGGAACAGGGGACUCAGAAGGAUGAUAAGUCGGAUAUCAAUAUCUAUUACAUGGAAAAUGCGGUCUUUGUGAACAGGAAUGCGGCGAAAGAUGCGAAACCUUUUGGGACACCAGACGAUACGAAAGUUGGGAGCGGGAAGCACUUGAAAAGAGGAGAGACGGUGUGGACGGAUGAUGAUGGAAAUUCGUAUGCGUACUUGGAAGAGGAGAUCGACGUUGUUGUUGAUGGUGAUGAUGAUGAUGAUGAUGACAAAGUGGAAGGGGGACUGACUGGUGGUGAUGCUGGAAAAGGGGUUUUGGAUAAGAGAGGAGGGCCGGAUAUGACUGCAGGGUUGGCUCAGUGUGCAUUGUUUUUUGGGAGUUGGGAUAAGGGAAAGAUCAAGCAGGAGUGUGUGGAUUUGAAGGGUGCGGCGAAUUGUUUCCGGAUCUGGCUGCCGCAAUAA
Molecule: messenger RNA, 1158 nt
Organism: Bacidia gigantensis
Lineage: Eukaryota; Fungi; Ascomycota; Lecanoromycetes; Lecanorales; Ramalinaceae
Exons: 3
Coding region: 1-1158 (385 amino acids)
Source: RefSeq, a predicted model, not a curated record